AAACUUUCGUGUUAAAAAUCUGUGUUUUUAAUUUAAAGCAAUAAAUCUGUGUUCAGCGUGAUUUGUAACCAAAUUUGUGCCACAAUGGAAUCCACUGAAGCAACCAGGGUGCAAGAAACCGCCUCUACCCCAACUGACGAACUGAAAAACAGAGAAAAUGACAACCCUGACGAAACGGCAGGCGCAGGAGAUUCAAUUAACAACGCAAUAUCCGACGACACCACAUCUUUGAAUAGCGCAUCGGAAGCUUCUACCGCUCUACUUGACGCAGACGACGACUCGCAGUGGGAAACCGAGGAAGAAAUCGAACUUUCAGAUGCUAAUGAAAUAUUGAACAAAAAUUCAUGGAAGCCUCGACCACAAAAAUCACCACAAAAAGCUCACAAACCUGACCCUCCAGAGAAAUCAAUCCUUCAGUUAAAAAUAGUCCUCAAGUAUUGCAGACCGAAAAUUUGGCGGCGCAUCUUGGUUUCCAAUCUUGACACUUUCAAAGAUCUUCACAACUACAUUCAAUUGUCCAUGGGGUGGUGGGACUGCCACCUUCACGAAUUUUCGGGCAGACGUAGGCCAAAGGGGCGUAAAACGCGCAUAAUUGCUGAUAAUAUGGAAGAAGAAAGUGUCCAACUCCGUCUCUUCCAACAGAUGCUUGGGGUGCCUUCUUGUAAAUCAAGGAAAGAAAAUAAAACACAGUUGUAUAAAUUUUUACGCAAGCGAGGGGAUAAGGUGAUUUAUAUGUAUGACUUUGGUGAUGGAUGGACCCAUCGUGUUGUAGUAGAAGAGGUGUUAACUUAUGAUCGCAAAAGAGAAUAUCCAAGGUGUGUAUCAGGAGCAAGAGCAUGUCCUCCAGAGGAUUGUGGGGGCGCUUAUGGAUAUCAGCGCCUGUUGGCGGUGCGAGCUAAUCCAGAGCAUGAGGAUUACCAAGAUUUAAUUACAGAUUGGUUAGACAACUUUCAUCCAGACUUUGACCCUGAUAAAUUUGACCCAGAUGUAUUAGGAUUUUUUUCGUAAGACUCAAGCAACUUAAUGUUCCUUUCCAAUUGCGUUAAAAAGACUUAAG
Zophobas morio is the source of this 1057-nucleotide messenger RNA. RefSeq lists its product as uncharacterized. Lineage: Eukaryota; Metazoa; Arthropoda; Insecta; Coleoptera; Tenebrionidae. The record is from RefSeq and is a predicted model, not a curated record. The coding region runs from base 85 to 1008 and encodes 307 amino acids. The transcript has 3 exons.